This is a messenger RNA of Symbiodinium pilosum, 2172 nucleotides long. The record is from the annotation of a GenBank genome assembly. NCBI's taxonomy places the organism in Eukaryota, Dinophyceae, Suessiales, Symbiodiniaceae.
AUGAACCCUGGCCCUGAGCUCCCCAGCCCAUCGCUUGCGACGGAAACUGUUGCCCAGCACCUGGAUUUCAGGAGCGUUGCUGAAACUCACAUUGCUUCCAAAAUCCUGUGGCAUUGCAUCAAGGUUGUGAAUGCGAUUCGCGAGGAAAACGGUGGUGCAUCCCUAUGCAUCUUCAAGAUUGGGCUUACUUCCAACCCCAUACAAAGGCGAGACAGCUACAUGGCCCAAAACUUUAAGAAGUUUGUCAUCUUGCACAAGGUGUGCCGACCAGAGCUUCUGGGUAUGGUAGAGAUGUUAGAAGCAGCGCUUAUCGCCGAGUUCUAUGACAAUGGCCGCUGCUGCCGAAACAAGCAAGGUGGAGGUGAGAGCAUGCGACGGAAUGACUUCAUGCCUCGAUUUCCUCCUCCCUAUUAUGCGUAUUGCGUCACCGCGAAAAGCAUCGUGAUCGACGCCGAAGCCGCUGCUCGCCGAGAUCCUUGCGCCAUUCUGGCUCGCAUUGCGCAGAUAAAAAAAUCAAGCGCUGACAUCCCGCUCUUCAAGGUUUUUCGGGAACAUGGGCUCGUACUGCCUGUCAACUUCAGCUACGCAAAGGUGGGCAAAACCGAGCGCUACCCAUACAUCAAACCUAGCCAUUUGCUGGAGGUUGUGGGUGAGGACUACUUACACAAAGUACUUGGGGUGCCUGUUCACUUAGCUGAAAACUCUCUUGUCAACUUCUGGGAGAAGUUUCGUGGACUACAUCCUCAACAUCAGGUUUUCCAACAGUACUUCAGUCUAGAAUCCCUGGUGCCAUUUUAUCUCCACGGAGAUGGUGGCACAGGGUACAAGAAGGAGUCUGUUGAAAUCUUAUCAAUGUUGCCAGCUCUUGGGGCCGGUUCCAAGAAGCGUCCUGUGGAUCUAGGCCGCAAGAGAAAAUCCAAUGAUGAUGAGUUGCAUGGCAUGAACCUACGCGGAAACAGUGGUGCCACGCGCUUUCUCUUCACGGUGUUGAGUAGCCUGGUUUUGAAAAAAGACAAGGGUAUGUUUGAUGACCUCAUGUUAUUAUGGGGUCAGGAACUACAUGCCCUUCUUGCUGACGGUUUUCAGGCACACGGAAAGCGCUGGCAUGUUGUGAUUUUAGGCUUUACAGGUGACUCGCCGUAUGCCAAAAAGAUCGGCGACUUCAGUCGUUCGUUCAACAAUGUACGGAAAACACAUUCCUCGAAAAGACGGCAAAAAGGGUGUUGCUGGCUAUGUCACGCUGGCUACGAAUUUGAGGAUGUGCACAUUCCCUUUGAGCACUUGGGCUUCAGCAGCCCCCUUUGGUUGCAGACGCGAAAGCUGCAGAAUCCUUUGCCUUGGGAAGGGGAGGGGGGCGCUUUGCUGCAUUACAUGUUGAUGGAUUCUGCUGACACGCCAGCAGCCUUCUUUCGCCCAGACUUCUUCCACGUGUAUUGGGCAGGGGUAGGCAAGGAUUUCGCCGCCAGCGCAUUGAUUUAUUCCAUGAAGAAGCUCUACGGCUUGGGCAGUGUGGCAAAAGACUUAGCAGCUUUGAAUGAAGAAUUACGACUUUGGAUGAGGUCCCAAAAGUCAAAGUUGCAUUGUGGCUCUCUGACCGAGGACCUGCUUGGCUACAACGGUUCCCGUGAGUAUCCCGAAGGCAAGUGGAACAAGGGCAGUGACACUGCCGUUGUCAUGAAAUUCGUGGUUCACCUGCUUCAGAAAAAUGAGUUUAGAGAUCAGGUUGCAGGUGAUGGGAUUUUGCAAAAGAUCUUAGAAUCUGCGCUCCAAAUGGGCAGUGUCUUGCGAACGUGCUUCAUGGCUGACUACUUUCUCUCGGACGAGCAGUGCCAAGUCAUCAUCAACGCGGGGCACUUGUUUCUGAUGGGAUAUGCUUCGCUGGUAUCAAUGUGCUACAAACAGAGCCUUUGCUUAUUUAAGCUCCGCCCAAAAAUCCAUUACCUGAACCACAUCUUCUUGCGUGUCCUAGAUGAGUGGACUCUUGCUGGCACAGCCGUAAACCCAUGCGCUGAAGCCACCUUCAUGUCUGAAGAUUUCGUUGGCCGGACAGCUAGACUCACCAGACGUGUGGAUCCCCGGGCCAUUGCCCAAAAGACUCUCCAAAGAUAUCUUUGCUGGAUGGAGACUGCGUUGGACAAGGAUCUGGUCCCAAAUCUGGACUUCGGAGACUGA